Molecule: messenger RNA, 1498 nt
Organism: Myzus persicae (green peach aphid)
Lineage: Eukaryota; Metazoa; Arthropoda; Insecta; Hemiptera; Aphididae
Gene: Pcmt
Product: protein-L-isoaspartate(D-aspartate) O-methyltransferase
Exons: 6
Coding region: 402-1088 (228 amino acids)
Biological process (GO): protein modification process
Cellular component (GO): cytoplasm
Molecular function (GO): protein-L-isoaspartate (D-aspartate) O-methyltransferase activity
Source: RefSeq, a predicted model, not a curated record
UCUCUGUGAUGUUGAUAUUUUGAUAAGUACUUAAAUGUCUAAUGUAAGGAUUCUUGUGCUCGUUGAACUCUUUGGAACAUACUGAAACUAAAACAGACAAUAUUAUAAUAAUUAUUUAUAUAACUAAUAUUAUGUUAGUGCAUACAAGUACUACAUAGGCACAUAGUGCAUACUACAUUACUGCAUUAGUUCACACGUCCUGUGCACGGCUGUGCUGCAUCAAACAGAACAAUUUACAAUUAACAAUCAUAAUUUAUUGAGCAUUGUGCAUAGAACAAAUUAUUCUAUGUCUCAUUAAUUAAACAUAAUACUCACAGACACUGAACAUUAGGACACUAGAGUACUAGUCGUAUUAUCUGGAAUUCUGGAACUAGGAAAAUUAAAAUACAAAAGGGUUCCAAAUGGCGUGGAGAUCUCACGGUCGAAAUAAUAUUGAACUUGUACAAAACUUACGAGCUAACAAUGUUAUUAAAAGUGAUAAAGUAGAAUUAAUAAUGAAAGCGGUUGAUAGGGGCAAUUAUGUAUCGACAUCACCAUAUUUAGAUCAACCACAAAGUAUUGGCUAUGGAGUUACAAUCAGUGCACCACAUAUGCAUGCAUACGCUUUGGAACUUUUGAAAGAUCAAUUAGUAGAAGGAGAACGAGCCUUAGAUAUUGGUUCUGGAUCUGGAUAUUUAACUGCUUGUAUGGCUACAAUGUUAGGAGAAAAUGGAAAAGCUGUUGGUAUUGAUCAUAUUCCUGAACUUGUUGAAAAAUCUUUGGAAAAUGUUAAAAAAGAUAAUCCAGAACUAUUGAAUUCACAGAGAGUGAUUUUAGAAACUGGAGACGGACGACUAGGAUUAGAAAAAUAUGCGCCAUAUAAUGCAAUACAUGUUGGUGCUGCUGCUGAAAAAAUUCCACAACCGUUAAUCGAUCAAUUAAAACCUGGUGGGCGUCUUGUAUUACCAAUUGGGCCACAAAAUGGAGAGCAAGUGUUAGAAGUGAUUGAUAAAAAAUUAGAUGGUUCAGUAUCCAGGAAAAAGCUGAUGGAUGUGAUCUACGUUCCUCUAACAGAUGCAGCAUCUCAAAGAAGUAAAUGGAACCAUUGACAAUGACCAUGUAAAUUUAUUUUGUGUAAUAAAAAUAUAUUACUCAAAUAGCUAUGAAUAUUCAAUUAAUAAGAUAUCUCUAGUUUUUAUAUAACGUGUAUCUGAACAGAAUAUCACUGUAAAUGUUUUUCUAAACGCGUUAUUUUUAUUUUUUAUUUAUUUUUUGUUACAUUUAGGAAUAAAAUUCAUUCCUAAAUGUUGAUAUUGUAUUUAACAUUGUUAUUAAAUUAUAUUUAUAAAUUAAAUCUUUCUGACGUUGAUUGUCUAAAUUAUUUUUUAGAAUACAUUUAUCAAUUAUAAUACCUUGACUGUUUUAAAACUGUAUUGCUUACUAUCGAGAAUAAUGUUCUAUUAGUUAUUUUAGUGAUUUAUUUUAUACAAUAUGUUUUGUAAUUUAAUUAUUACCAAUA